UAUAUGUGUGUGUUUUCAAUCUUAACAUAUGUAGACUUGUCUUUCAUUUUAAGAGUCAACCUUCUGCAAAAUUGCUUCAUUUACAAUUCUUUAACAGAAGGAAAGAAGAAGAAGGAUCCACCAUUUCGAAGGUCAAUCUCAUUCUCGUUAGCAAGGUGAAAGUUUAUUCUGGGUUAGAUGGCGGCUACUUACGGUGCACUAACUUCUGUGUUGGGAACCAUAGAGAAGGUUUUACGGUCCAACCAUAGAGAAUAUGGUUGGACCGCAAAAUUGAAAUCACUGUAUGAGUUGUUUGACAGUCUACUUGGCAAAUGUGAUGUCGGAGAAGCAAUUAUUAGCAAGGAUUUGCUAAGAAGAAUCAAAGAUGUUGCAGUUUAUGCAGAAUAUGAAGUUGAAUCACUAAUGAAUCAACUUAUUAUUGUUGGGCUGAAUGAUGAAUGUUGUGGUGCGAAGCUUGAUUAUGUUUGUCAACAUGUUAUACAGGUAACUCAUUCUGUCAACAAUAUUAGUUGUCCAAAAAAAUCUGUUUCUCCACGAUUAGAUGAUUCAAUCCAUGAGAACUUUAUGGAAGGUUACAAUGAAGAAAGAAAAAAUAUGGUUGCAAGACUUACCUAUGGAUCAAAAAAACUACAAGUGGUUUCUGUUGUGGGGAUGGCGGGCAUAGGUAAGACAACUUUUGCCAAAACUACAUUAUUCGAUAUUAACAAGGAGGACUUUCCUAUUCGUGGUUGGAUUACUGUGUCUGAAAACUAUGAUUUAAGAGAGUUGCUCCUACGCCUCCUUCGUGAUGUUAUUGAAAUGAAAGACAAAGAUUUUGAUGGAAUGGAUAAUGGACAACUAGCUGCUCAUCUAAAGCAAGUUUUGCAGGGAAAAAGGUAUUUGAUUGUUGUGGAUGACAUAUGGAGCAAUAGUGAUUGGGAUAACAUUAGACAUUGGUUUCCAGAUUGUGGUGACAAAAGUCGAAUUUUGUUGACUUCUCGAGACAAAAAGGUUGGUGCGUAUGCUGCUAAAGAUGGUUUGGUACUGAUGCGUCCUCUGACGCAAGAUGAAAGUCGAAAUCUGUUUUACCAUAGGGCAUUUGGGAAAAAUAACACUAUUCGACGGUCAGAUAUUGGUAAAUUCAAAAAGGUUGGAGAAAAAGUUAUAACAAAUUGCAAAGGAUUGCCGCUAAUGAUAACUGCGGUUGCUGGUAUACUCCGUAGCAAGAGUAAACUGUAUGAGUGGAUGGAAGUAGCUGAAAGUGUAAGCUCAUUAGUAAAUGAUGAUGCUUACAAACAAUGCUUACAAGUUGUUGCUCUGAGCUACAAUAAUCUUCCUUCUCUUAUGAAAGCUUGCUUUUUGCAUUUCGGAGUUUUCCCAAAAUCCCAUGGCAUUCCUGUGAAGAAGUUAACCAGAUUAUGGAUUGCAGAAGGACUCGUAUAUCCAAAUGGGGUUGAGGAAUUCGAACAAGCAGCUGAUCGUGUUUUACAUGAUCUUAUUGGGAAAAGUGUAGUUAUUGUUGACAAGCUAAGUUGGGAUGGGAAAAUUAAGACAUGUAGGAUUCAUGAUGUUUUUCAUGAUUUUUGCUCCAAGGAAUCUGAAAGCGAGAAUCUUUUGUGUGUUUGUAGUUCAGAUUCCACCACUAUUUCUCAAGUACACACCAAAUUCCGUCAAGGUUGUAGGUGGAUGUCAGUUCAAUCAAUGAUUGAUUUUAGUAACUACAGACGGUAUACUCCUAUUGAAAUACCCUCUUUUUACAUGCUAUAUGAUGUUGUUAUUUUUGACCCAAAAGUUUUUCAUUUCAAACUACUAAGGGUAUUGGAUUUGGAGGUACAUAACAUCAUAGGGCUCAAUGAAGUUACUAGAGACCUUGUUUGUUUAAGGUAUUUGGCUGUCGGGACUUCGUAUUUAGAUUUUGUGGAUCUCCCAAUUACCAAUCUUUGGAAUCUGCACGCUCUCAUUUUAGGUAAAUCUUUUGUUAUGAAUCCUCGUAAGCGUAAAGUCUUCACUUUUCCAGAAGAUAUUUGGCAAAUGACACAAUUAAGGCAUCUUUAUGCAAAAGGCAUUCAUCUAUGUUCGCCUGGAGAUAAUAAGGUUCUCGGAAACUUGCAGAGUGUUUCUGGUUUGAGUCCUUGCUGUUGUACAAAGGAAAUAUUUGAAGGGAUUAAGAAAGUGAAAAAAUUGGUCAUUCGUGGAACGAGGGAGGAAUUUCCUACAGAUGUUAAAUGGAUAGAUAAUCUUAAAUAUUUGCAACAUCUCGAGUCAGUAAGUAUUGAAAAUAUCGAUUUUAUAUUUCAGAAGAAUACAACCAGUUUUUUUAGUCUUACAAGUCCAGAUUCUUUUCCACAAAAACUCAAGGAGUUGAAACUUAGAUGUACAUAUCUACCGUGGGAAUGCAUAUCCAUUAUCAGCAAGUUGCCCGAACUUGAGGUACUCAAACUGAAGAGUAAAUCCUUAAUUGGCAACGAGUGGAAAGCAACAGACCAGGUUGGGUUCCCCAAGUUGAGGUUCUUGCUCCUUGAUAAUCUCCCCCUUACAGAAUGGGAAAACACCACGGGCUCUCAUGAUCAUUUCCCCAGCCUUGAGCGCUUAAUAAUCACAAAUUUUAAAUUCUUAGAAGAGAUUCCUCAAGGAUUUGCUGAUAGCAAGAAACUGGAGCUGAUUGAGUUACACUAUUGUAACCCUUCCUUGGUGGAUUUUGCUAAGAAUGUGCAGGUUGAACACGAGGAGGUUUUGGGGAGGAACAAACUUAAAGUUACUGCCUUCAAUACAGGUCUAAAAUGGCAGAGAGGAAUCUUUGCUUCAAGAAAUAACAGGAUUCCCGGGCUAGUACCAAGCAGCAGCUGAUCUAUCACAUAAGGAGUUCUCUUCCCUCCUUGUACUGCAUUUGGUAUUAUUUGUUUUGAUUUUUUUUUACAAAACUUGUUGUUUGGAUAUGGUUGUUACCUAUUGGAUCAUAUUGUGAUGUUUGCUUAGCUAAAAUAUUUGUUUUUUGAUUUUUACUUGUACAACUAAUUGUUGUUACAUAUUGUAUCGUAUUAUCGAAUUCUAUUUAAAUGUAAUAUUUAUUUUGAUUUUUACUUAUACAACUUGUUGUUA
Molecule: messenger RNA, 3078 nt
Organism: Solanum lycopersicum (tomato)
Lineage: Eukaryota; Viridiplantae; Streptophyta; Magnoliopsida; Solanales; Solanaceae
Product: putative late blight resistance protein homolog R1A-3
Biological process (GO): defense response to other organism
Molecular function (GO): ADP binding
Source: RefSeq, a predicted model, not a curated record